Molecule: messenger RNA, 4070 nt
Organism: Mustela lutreola (European mink)
Lineage: Eukaryota; Metazoa; Chordata; Mammalia; Carnivora; Mustelidae
Gene: ZBTB32
Product: zinc finger and BTB domain containing 32
Exons: 6
Coding region: 2298-3764 (488 amino acids)
Biological process (GO): regulation of transcription by RNA polymerase II
Cellular component (GO): nucleus
Molecular function (GO): DNA-binding transcription factor activity, RNA polymerase II-specific; RNA polymerase II cis-regulatory region sequence-specific DNA binding; protein binding
Source: RefSeq, a predicted model, not a curated record
GGGGCUUUUGUUCACUGAAUGGGGAGUCCCCUUGCCCUUCUCCUCCGUAUUAGGUUUCCUGAAAGCCUGCUGACACUCCCUGUCAACUAUACUUGGCUUAUAGAGGAUGCUGCCCUUUGAGGACAAUCUCUAACAUUCUUGAUCAUCAAUGAGCAAAUCCUACCAGUGGGGGAGCUGAGUCACAGGCUCCCUACAUGAAGUAGGGUUGUGAGGCAAGGCCACUGGGUGAUGCUGUAAUCUUCCAGACCCCUGUACCUUUUCUUCUGCACUUGGGGUUUCUCUCUCAUGGUUUUCCCCCACUUAUUCCAUAUCUCCAGGGCUGUAUUACUGUGUUGAAGAACGUUUUUCUCUGUACACCUACAUAUCAGGAAUUGGUGCUUUUAUAUGUCCAGGCCAAGUGUCUUUUAUAUGGGUGUUUAAUGAGUCCCUGGGUGUGGUGGUAUGAGGAGUUAGAAAGCUCAGAAAUGGAAAAUAUUUAACGUUCAGAGUAGCACAUGAAUACAACCUGUCCAUUUGCAUUUUCCCUUUCGCUCUGAGUCAUCUUCCCCUCUCCCCCCACCCUAUGAUUGCCCCUCCACCAGCCCCACCCACUGGCACACCCUGUCUGAUCUAGGAAGGGUUAACAUCUGCAUAUACCCAAGCUAGAAUGAGAGGUAGAUGGGGAAGGCAUGUUAGGUCUGGAGGGAGAAAGCAGAAGGCUGUCUGAACAUUUUGGGGUCCUGGAGCCAAAGGGAGAAACAAGAGUUUAGGGACAUAUUAUUUGGGUCUAGGAGGGGACUAGGAUCUAAGGGAGAAAAAGCCUAGGGUGAACCAGACUUUGUCAGGUCACCAGAGUAGCCUACCAAUGCCUAAUUUGUUUAUCUUCCAGUUACUUAUUGGGCAUAUAUGAUAUACCAGGCACAUAUCACAAAUGAUUUCUCUACGUUUGUUGAAUGAAUUAAAAAGCCAUAGGAUGAGGGAUAACAGAAUAAUAAAAAACAGAAAAAGAAAUUUGAGUCUCUCAGACCUCAUCCUUUCCCCAGGUUAACGAGUACUAAAGUGUGAAAACAGGGGAAAUCUCCUGAGAGCUUGACCCUUUUGACAGGAAGUGAAAGAAACCCCAGAGUUCUGAUUUCAGAGAAAUGUCAUUUGUCAUCAACCCAAGAAAAGGGAGUUUUCUCUUCGAGGACCACCGCGGGCCCUUCCUGGGGUUGCCCCCUUCAGAAGUUGAUGGGAGAAUCUGAGUCACUUGUACAUUCAGUCCCCAGUGGUGGCCCAGAUGACAGGGUCAUUUCCACAGAGCAGUCAGGCUUCCUAGUACUAAAAGUCAGGGAGAGGAAGGACAGGCAUGCUUUUGGCUCUCUUUCACUCUCUCCUUGGAAUCCCGAUGUUUCAGUCCUUUUUACUUCUGAAGUAGUAGAAACAGCUUCUAGCUGCUAGAGCUGACAGUUCUCAGAACUAAUCCUAUUUGAAUGAUGCUAUUGUACUGACAAACCACUUUCACAUUCAUCAUGUCAUUUCAUCUUCACCCUCACCUCCAAAUGAGAUAAGCAAAGGUUAUCCCUAUUUCAUGGAUGAGGUAACUGAGGCUUAGAGAGGUGACUUGCCUAACGUGACUCAAUUAGUAAACAGCAGAGAUGAGACUCGAAUGUGGGUCUAAUUAUUCCAAGGUUCUUGCUGCGAGAUGAAAUUUUUAAAAAAAGAUUUUUAUUUAUUUAUUUGAGAGAGCAGGCAGAGAGUGCAAGACAGCACAUGAGAAGGGGAGGGGGCAGAGGGAGAGGGAAAAGCAGACUCCUGGUUGAUCAUGGAGCUUGAUGCGUCGUGGAGCUCUAUCUCAGGACCCUGAGAUGACGAUCUGAGCUGAAGGUGGAUGCUUAACUGACUGAGCCACCCAGGCACCCCAUGAUUUUUAUUCUUUUAAAGUAAUCUCUACACCCAGCAUGGGGCUCGAACCUACAACCCCAAGAUCAAGAGUUGCAUGCUCUACAAACAAAGCCAGGCACCCCUUCACAUGAACUUCUUUGACUCUAGAAGUUCACAAAUGAAAUACGGAGACAAGGGAGGAAGAAUGUCUUGAAUCUGGAAGUAGAGGAGGUGGUCUUUCUUAGAGGGGUAAAGCAGAGCCAGGGGUAUAAAGCCACACCCCCUUGGGGGGACUGUGGCAGACUGAUACUUGGGACACCCAAUGGAAGACUGUGAGGUCAGGGGCGGGGCUAGCUCCAGGGGGGCCCCAGGAGCCCCAACAGCAGUUCAGAGCAUGCGGUGUCCAGGAGGAAGCUACAACUGGUCCUCUGAGACUGGUACCCAGGCAAGGCACAAUGCCCCUGUUCCCGACGACAAGACUGCUUAGCCCCUAUGGCUCUGAUCGGCUGGUACGGCUAGCAGCCAGGCUCCGACCAGCACUGUGUGAUACCUUGAUCACUGUGGGAAGCCAAGAAUUCCCUGCCCACAGCCUGGUCUUGGCAGGUGUGAGCCAGCAGCUGGGCCGCAGGGGCCACUGGGCUCUGAUGAAAGGCAUCAGCCCUUCCACCUUUGCCCAGCUUCUGUACUUUGUUUAUGGGGAGAGUGUAGAACUACAGCCUGGGGAACUCGGACCCCUUGAGGAAGCGGCCAGAGCCUUGGGGGUACAGUCUCUGGAAGAGGCAUGCAAGAAGGCUCGACGGGACAGGGCUAGAGAACUGGGUCCAGGGCUCAAGGAACAUCAGGAGGAGCCAGAAAAACCCACAAAGGACUCUGAGAGAGGACUGGAGGGACAUGGAGAGCAGAGACCAGAGACAUUUGUUAGAGCUGGUUGGAGAGAACAAGAGGCACUGUAUGAGCAAAGGCCACCAAAAGACAGCUCUGAGAGAGCAGAGGCAAUGAAGGAGGGUGCGGGGAAGCAGAGGAGAUCAAAGGAAAAACUUAAGCAAUCGCCUAAUGGCCAUGCGGGAACAAAUGGGAAGGAAGACGGGAUUAUGUGGGUAACAGAGAGUCCAGGGGGCUCUGAGGAAGGUCUGCGGGAGUUCUCUUGCCCCCUUCCCCCACCAGGUUCCCUCCAAACAAGCGUCAUUCCUAGGCCCUGGUGGGCUGAGGCCCCUUGGUUGGGGGAGGGCCAGCCCGCCCUGUGGAGCAUCCUGCUGUUGCCACCCAGAUAUGGCACUCCCUUCUCCCAUAGCACCCCCAUCACUGGAGCCUGGCAGGAGGUCUGGCCUCAGGACCAGAGGAUCCCAUUGUCCCUGAACCCUGAGAAAGGUCUCUGGAACCAGAACCAGUUGGCCAACUCCAGUCAUGCCGCAGGUUUCCUCCCCCAGGGCCCCACAAAGCUCAGCCCUGGGGAGAUGAAAGAGUCUGAUCAGAGGCACACAGGUGAACUUGCAACUUGUGUGGGUCAUGUGAGUAGAGCAGGCCCAGCUCACCAACAACCUCCCCCACCCCCACCUGCUCGGUCUCGGCCCUAUUCUUGUUCUGUCUGUGGAAAAAGGUUCUCACUCAAGCAUCAGAUGGAGACGCACUACCGAGUCCACACAGGAGAGAAGCCCUUCUCCUGUAGCCUCUGCCCCCAGCGCUCCCGGGACUUCUCAGCCAUGACCAAGCACCUGCGGACGCAUGGGGCCGCACCAUACCGCUGCCCUCUGUGCCAGGCCGGCUGCCCCAGCCUGGCCUCCAUGCAGGCGCACAUGCGCGGCCACUCGCCCAGCCAGCUCCCACCUGGAUGGACCAUUCGCUCCACCUUCCUCUACUCCUCUUCUUCGAGGCCGUCCCGGGCCUCGACCUCUCCCUGUAGGUCCCCUUCCUCAACCACCUGAUGGGGUUGGUAGCUUCUUUGGCUUCAGCUGACAAUACAAUUAAAGAAUGAAAGACGGGCCGACGGGCUGGCUAGGUUUCUGACCCAGCACCACAGCUAUUGGCAGCCUAGAAAAUCCGGCUCCAAGAAGCGCCGCAGAAAAGGCGCUGCAAGCCUUCUUCCAGAUGCCCGCGGGCCCCAGAAGCCUGGGCCAGCGAGCCCGUGUGGGGUGCGGGCAAUGAAGUUUGCACGAGUGAAAACUGUGCGGGGACUAGCGAUUCCAUCAUCAAAAUAAAGAGUUUCCUGUGCCCUCCUUUCAGGACCAGAA